AUGGAAUGUCUAGCGUUAUCACCACUAAAAUUCAGUAUUUGGUCAACUGAUUGGUCCUUAAUACGUACCAAUCUAUUUGUCAAUGCACAUCCCAAGGCCAGCGUGGCUAGACUGCUACAAUACAUUCACUGGCAAAUGUGGUUACAGUGGAGAUGCGUGAAUAAUGGUAAAGAGGAUGCUGUAUUGGGAUCUGUAUCAGAUUACACGUUUUUCUACGGCCACAGACAAUUAGAUCUGGAGAUGCUUUUACAGGACAUUGAACCUGAUGGUAAGGGUUUCAUAAAAUUGCAAUUGGAGAAAAGACAAACUCAUAGUGGCGUAGCCAUUAAUUUGGAUUAUGAUAUGGAGAGUGAAUUCGAAGGUUUAAAUUUACAUAUAAAUGUCAACACAUUAUCUGUGGAGAAAAUGGCAUCUCAAUUGGAAUAUGUUCCUAUGGGGUUCACUGUGGGAAGACUUAAAAAAUUGGCUUUAAAGAUUUUAACUGAUUAUGAAACUGAUGAAAACCGAAGAAGUAUCUGUAAAUUAAAGGAUGAUCACAGCAUGCAAGAUUUACUUGGUUUAUCCGUCAAGGGAAGAAAGGAAAACAUUCACCUCAACAACGAAAAAAUUUCAGAAUUGUACGAAGAUAUGACCAUAGCAGAAUUCUUGGGCAUCGAUUUUGCUCCGCAGAACAACAGUUUUUUCAAUUUAAUGUUCAAGGUAAGGCAUGAUCAAAGUUAUUUAGACGCCGAGGAAAACAUUACCAUUGAAUUUGUGUCUGAUGCAAGACUGACGAUGAAUCAAAUGGUUGUAACUCCCAAUACCACUGUCGAACAAGUCAAGGAAUUUAUUUGCUCCGCUUAUACCCAUGCCUUACGUCUAUCACCCAACGAUGUGAAAUUGAUCUAUAAAGGACAACUGCUUCAUAGAUUAGAUCUAGCUGGCAACCUUGCAAAAAUUAUGGAAUACGUUAAAGAACCAGAAGGUGCGAAAUUGCACGUUUAUAUCAGUCAGGAAUACACCGAACCGGGACCUGGAUUCUGGAGUGAAUUGUUCCAUAAUCCCGAUAGGUUUGAUUUCAUGAAUACAAGAUCACAACAACAACAGCAAGAUCAACAGCGUCAACAACGAAACCAGCAACAGGAACAUCAGCAUAACCACUAUUCUUCACAACGGCAAGAGUCUACGAGACAAGCAGGUCACUCGUCCGUUUUGCCGGAUCUCAACCCAACUUCUGCCACAGCUGGACCUACGGCAGCGGCAGCAGCAGCGGCAACGGCAACCGCGCCAGGUAUAGCUACCACAUCUGCAACUCACACAGAUGCCGAAUCUCCUACGCUACAGCCUACGGUGCAGCAAGAAUUUAUAACAGAAUCAGGUGUGCCAAUUGAAAGAGGCCAAGAAAGUUUCACUCAGUGCAAUGUCGAUGGCGAGCAAGUCUGGAUUCCUUCGGAAAAAUUAAACACUGUUAAUGCGCAACUGGAGGUCAACGACCAGGUGUUUCCAGUGACUCCACAGGAUUUCAUCAUAUCCCAUGGUGUAGUCAGUCUAUCACCACAACUGAUCAAUCGCGUAGAAUCCUCCUUAGGAACCCGUUUUACCGCUAAUGAGAUUCCUCAUCCAUGGCCAAUUGAUAAUGAUACUCAAGUGUCCACUGGUAAUGAAGUACAGAAUCGAUUGGUUUCAUGGACCGGCGUAUUUUCAGGUCUUUUACUCCUCAUCAAGACUUUUUAUUUGAUUGCCAACAAUUCAGUGAUCCCAUUUUUCUUUGUAUUGGAAUUAUCCACCAUUUUCCCCAGAAAGUAUAUCACAUUGGUUGCCAUUCUCAUACUGCUGAGAACCAUUUGGAGUACAAGAGAAGUGUGGGACAUGUGGAUUAGUUUUUUCGACCUCAAUUCUAUCGACGAGUCUACUUACUGUGAGGUGAAAGACCACAUCAUCGACAAAAGACUUACAAGAUUUUUCUACAGAGACUGUGACUCACAUCCAGUCGUGAUUGAGAUCUUCAUGGCAUCCAAUCUAGGUGAAGAACGUCAACGGUUACAACAAAAUUACACUUUUGAAGAAUUUAAUGAACAGCACGGCGCACAAGCAUGGCACCAUUUUCUAAAGGGCGUGGGCCAGGGUACUAUUCGUAAAGAACCAUUAGACGAGUUUAUGGUCUCUUGUCUAAGAAUCUACGAAGACAGCAGAGCGGUAAUGCCACAUUCUUAUCAAGAAUCGUGGAAAAAACUAUUGAAAUUAGGACAAAAAGAUGUGGAAAGAAUCACUUCUCCUCAGAGAUUGCCUCUUCAUAGACGCCUAUUCAGGACUAUACAAUGGCAGAUCGAGAGGUCAAGGCCAUCCCAAUUAACCAUGACAAUCCUGGAACAAGUCGUACCUAAUCCGAUGCAGGAUAACCUCGUAUCAGCCAUUGCGAAAAAUAUAAUCCUUUUCUUUCUCAUCUUUAUACCGCCUAUCAAACGCAGAGUCGAUACCAUUCUCGAAGACCGUAAGCGUUCAAGAGAAGAGCAGCGACACGCACAACAGGAAGAGCAAAAUCCAACUGCACCUGUUGUUGAGACCAACAACAACGACGAUCAAGAACAACUGCUUCAAGAGCGCCCAGGUGCCUCCGGCGCUGCAUUACAUAACGCAGAUGAGUAA
Zygosaccharomyces rouxii is the source of this 2625-nucleotide messenger RNA. RefSeq names its product Usa1p (gene USA1). The record is from RefSeq and is a predicted model, not a curated record. NCBI's taxonomy places the organism in Eukaryota, Fungi, Ascomycota, Saccharomycetes, Saccharomycetales, Saccharomycetaceae. The transcript has a single exon. The coding region runs from base 1 to 2625 and encodes 874 amino acids.